AUGGCCAACAUUGUGGCAGGGGGCGUGCAGAAGGUCCAAGAAGCAGUGCAGGGCGCUGCGUCAAAGGAUAAGAAGCUAGUAGAUCUAGCCCCCGACACGACUAAUGUACAAACCAGCAAGCUGCCGCUGACCACCGACCAUGGUGUGCGCAUCAGCGAUACGGACCAUUGGCUGAGGCCCGUAGAUGACAAACAUUCGGGACCAAUGAUGCUGGAAGACCAGAUCGCAAGAGAAAAGAUUCACCGCUUCGAUCAUGAGCGCAUUCCCGAGAGAGUCGUUCAUGCGCGAGGCACCGCUGCGUUUGGAAACUUCAAACUUCACGAAAGUGCCGAAGAUGUAUCUCAUGCAGGUAUCCUGACGGAUACCUCCCGGAAUACUCCGGUCUUCCUUCGUUUCUCCACUGUCCAGGGCAGUAAGGGAAGCGCUGACACGGUCCGUGAUGUUCGUGGCUUUGCGGUCAAAUUUUACACAGAUGAAGGAAACUGGGAUCUUGUAGGAAACAACAUCCCAGUAUUCUUCAUUCAGGAUGCCAUCAAAUUCCCAGACUUUGUCCAUGCCGUCAAGCCAGAGCCACAUAACGAAGUGCCUCAGGGCCAAACUGCGCAUAAUAACUUUUGGGAUUUUGUCUAUCUUCACCCAGAGGCUACCCAUAUGUAUAUGUGGGCUAUGUCCGACCGGGCUAUUCCCCGAUCAUAUCGGAUGAUGCAAGGCUUUGGCGUCAACACCUACAGUCUCAUCAACAAGGAAGGAAAGCGCCAUUUCGUCAAAUUCCAUUUCAUCCCCCACUUGGGAGUGCAUUCGUUAGUCUGGGACGAAGCCCUGAAGCUUGCGGGCCAGGACCCAGACUUCCAUCGCAAGGACCUCAUGGAGGCCAUUGACAAUAAGGCAUACCCAAAGUGGGAUUUCGCCAUCCAGGUCAUCCCCGAGGAGAAGCAGGAUGAUUUCGAGUUUGACAUCUUCGACGCGACGAAGAUCUGGCCAGAAGAACUAGUCCCACUGCGCGUCAUCGGCGAACUGGAACUGAACCGCAACGUCGACGAGUUCUUCCCGCAGACCGAACAAGUGGCAUUCUGCACCAGCCAUAUCGUCCCCGGCAUCGAUUUCAGCGAUGACCCGCUCCUUCAGGGUCGGAAUUUCUCCUACUUCGAUACCCAGAUCAGCCGACUGGGCAUCAACUGGGAAGAGAUCCCCAUCAACCGCCCCGUCUGUCCGGUCCUCAACCACAACCGAGACGGCGCUAAACGCCACCGCAUCGCCCAAGGCACCGUCAACUACUGGCCCAACCGCUUCGAGGCUGGCCCCCCUGCGCCCGUCGAACAGGGCGGUUUUGCGUCCUAUCCUGCGAAGCUGAGCGGUUUGAAGCAGCGCGCUCUCAGCCCCAAGUUCCGAGAACAUCACAACCAAGCCCAGCUGUUCUACAACUCCCUUUCAGCGCACGAGAAGGUCCACGUCAAGAAGGCCUUUGGCUUCGAGCUGGACCACUGCGAUGACCCCAUAGUCUACGAACGCCUCGCCGGCCACCGUCUAGCCGAGAUCGAUCUCAAGCUCGCCCAGGAAGUCGCCGAGCUCGUCGGCGCUCCAAUCCCGGAUAAGGCGCUCCGGCCCAACCAUGGAAAACGCAGCAAGCACCUAUCGCAGACCGAGUUCCCCGGGAAACAACCAACUAUUGCCUCACGCCGAAUCGCCAUCAUCAUCGGCGAUGGAUACGAUCCUAUCGCUUUCAAUGGUCUCAAGGGCGCCAUCACGGCGGCUGGCGCCUUGCCGUUUGUUAUUGGCACGAAGAGGUCGCCUAUCUAUGCUGAUGGCGAGUCCAAGUCGUCCUCCAAGGGUAUCGUCCCCGACCAUCAGUAUGACGGACAGCGCUCGACGAUGUUCGACGCGACCUUCGUCCCCGGUGGUCCGCAUGUAGAGAGCCUCAAGUGCAAUGGCCAGAUCCGCUACUGGAUUGUAGAGACAUUUGGUCAUCUCAAGGCUUUGGGCGCCACCGGGGAAGCAGCGGCUCUUAUCAAGGAGGUGCUGGGCGCUACGCUUGAUGUGAAGGUUGCGACGUCUGAUAACCCGCAGCCGGUUGAGUGGUAUGGUGUUAUCACCGCGGGGAAGAUCCAAAAGCCCGAGAGCUUCAAGGAAGGUGUGCAGAUUGUGAAGGAUGCUAAGGAUUUCAUUGGGACUUUCUUCUACCAGAUCAGUCAGCACCGGAAUUUUAAGCGUGAGCUGGAUGGCCUCAGUUCUACGGUUGCGUUCUAAUCGUCCGGCUUAUUUGUUUGCACGCAUUAUGGGUUAUGUCAAGGGCAAAAGUGGCGUUUUUUAGUUGAUCGGUCAUCACUGUAAUGAUUUAUGGCUCUAAUGGUGGGCAAAU
Molecule: messenger RNA, 2356 nt
Organism: Aspergillus alliaceus
Lineage: Eukaryota; Fungi; Ascomycota; Eurotiomycetes; Eurotiales; Aspergillaceae
Gene: catA
Product: catalase catA
Exons: 3
Coding region: 1-2244 (747 amino acids)
Biological process (GO): response to oxidative stress; hydrogen peroxide catabolic process
Cellular component (GO): cytosol
Molecular function (GO): catalase activity; heme binding
Source: RefSeq, a predicted model, not a curated record